Molecule: messenger RNA, 1185 nt
Organism: Exophiala spinifera
Lineage: Eukaryota; Fungi; Ascomycota; Eurotiomycetes; Chaetothyriales; Herpotrichiellaceae
Exons: 4
Coding region: 1-1185 (394 amino acids)
Source: RefSeq, a predicted model, not a curated record
AUGGAUCCAAGGUGGUUCGCACCGCCAAAUCGUCCGAUCCGACCUGUCGACUCCGGUGCUGCGGCUGCCAAUGGGGCGGCGAUGCUCACUCUUCUGCUGCCACCAGGCCCAGUCCGCAGUGCCGCCGGUGUCCCUGCAAUACUGUGGAUCGCUUACGAUCUACGCCGACAUACCACGGGGAAGAUCGAACAGGAUUACCUAAAUGCCAUCAACGUUUUCACGUGUUUGAUGAGAUACGUCGAUUUCUGCGUCGUGAAUGUGCCAGAGCGUGAGUUCCACCGUGUCCGCCCCGAUGGCGGCACCGAGCCAGAAAACCACGUCCGCAACAUGACGAUCCGGCAGAAAUUGCGAUGGGGUUUCGACUUGUUCAUGACAAUGAGAGGCGUCGGCUGGAACUGGAGGGUCAAAAACGUCGAGGAGGUGCCGGUGCACUUGACAAGAUGGCAAUACGUCUUCCAACGGCUCGUGAGUAUGGGAUAUUGCUACCUCCUGAUGGAUGUGCACGAGUAUUUGGUUGAACACUCACAAUUCCGCACGGGCGUUGUCGGCUUGGAUUUCUUCUCGAUCCCACUUGGUCGACAAGUGUUGCUUUCCUGGUCGGUGGCCGUGUACUCUGGCUGUUCCAUGGCUAUUGGAUACAACCUCGUCUCAGCCGUCAUGGUCGGUUCGGGCCUGUCGUCUCCUCAAUCAUGGCCUUUUCUGUUUGGCUCGUUUGCCCAGAAGGGAUAUACCCUAAGAAACAUCUGGGGAUCCUGCUGGCAUCAACUUCACCGGAGAUGGUUCGAAAGUGCCAACUCGCUCCUGCUGAGAAUGCUCAAGCUCACCAAGGGAUCGCUCAGUUCGCGUUAUCUGCAACUAUACAAUGCCUUUUUCUUGUCUGCUGUGAUGCACCACGUCGGAUCUCUCAACAACCCUUACUCACCUAUGGCGUGGAGCCAGGCGGCCUUCUUUCUGAUGCAGCCUGUAGCAAUCACAUGCGAAGAUCUGGCUAUCCACUUUGGCAGGAAGGCAGGGCUCCAGAAAACCCGGAAAACCAAAGCUCUAGGUUUUGCAUGGGUAGGCCUUGCUCUUAGUUACACGCUCCGAUAUGCAGCUGCAGCUUUUUACGCGGCUGGAUUAGGAACUGCAAGACAUCCACUGGUCGCCCGCAUCCAACUGACACGGCGAAUCUUUGGCCAAGUUUGA